UCUACCCGAAUAACUGACAAAUUUAAGCCAUGGCAAAACUAGGCAUAGCUCCUCUGAUGGUUGUCAUCUCUCUAAUUGCGACUAUUCCAUUUCCACGGACUACCCAAAGCUUUGGGGUAGAGAAUUGGGCCAACAAGCUUGAUGCCGCCAAGGAGACAGUCACCGACAUUCAAUUUUAUUUCCAUGACACAGUCAGUGGCAAAAGCCCAAGUGCCAUCAGGGUUGCACAAGCUACUAAUACUGAGAAAUCUCCAACCCUUUUUGGUGCUUUGCUUAUGGCGGAUGACCCACUGACUGAAACACCCGACCCGAAAUCCAAGCUUCUGGGUCGAGCUCAAGGACUAUAUGGGUCGGCUUGUCAGGAAGAGCUUGGAUUGAUUAUGGUGAUGAACUUCGGAUUCACAGAAGGUGUAUACAAUGGUAGCUCAAUUAGCAUUCUCGGUAAGAACUCGGCUUUGAAUCCUGUCCGUGAGAUGCCGAUUGUUGGUGGUACCGGGCUUUUCCGAUUUACACGUGGUUAUGCAGUUGCGCAGACUCAUUGGUUUGACAUUGCCACCGGGGAUGCGAUUGUAGGACAUAAUGUCACUGUGGUUCAUUAAGUAAAGCUUAUAUUAGUUUACAUAGCUUUUUUUAUGCACUGAUUCCAUCAUAUAUAUAUAUAUAUAUAUAUAUUAUGAAAUGUUAUGGCUAAACUAUGCCUAGUGGAAUUUCAAGUUUGCCUCUAUUCCAUGUUUAUUUGAGCUGGUCGCCUAGGUUCAUCAGCCUCACAA
Ziziphus jujuba (common jujube) is the source of this 770-nucleotide messenger RNA. Its product is annotated as dirigent protein 23-like. Bases 30 to 599 code for a protein of 189 amino acids. NCBI's taxonomy places the organism in Eukaryota, Viridiplantae, Streptophyta, Magnoliopsida, Rosales, Rhamnaceae. The record is from RefSeq and is a predicted model, not a curated record. The transcript has a single exon.